Molecule: messenger RNA, 2480 nt
Organism: Humulus lupulus (European hop)
Lineage: Eukaryota; Viridiplantae; Streptophyta; Magnoliopsida; Rosales; Cannabaceae
Product: S-type anion channel SLAH2-like
Exons: 6
Coding region: 431-2251 (606 amino acids)
Biological process (GO): transmembrane transport; intracellular monoatomic ion homeostasis
Cellular component (GO): membrane
Molecular function (GO): voltage-gated monoatomic anion channel activity
Source: RefSeq, a predicted model, not a curated record
UGCUUACUUGUGCAGUAUUGUUGUGUUGUGUCUAAUUGCAUGAACGCGUCACCUUAAAGUAAUGCAGCCGUAAUUACUAAUUAUUAUUAUUAUUAACAAAAAUCUUAAUAUUUAGCGUUUGAUGUAACCAUUGUCAACUACAAGCUAUGCAAUGUCUCUUUUCUCUGACUAUAAAUUAGCUGUUUUUUUUCUCUUCCUUUAAUUCUCAAAGACGUGUCUCUCCUUGACUUGUUUUCUAUUCAUCAUCAUCAUCUUCUUCUCCUCUUCUCAUACCAUAUUAAUUCUCUUUGUUCCGCUCUGUCAGUCACUCCUAUAUAACACAAUAUAUAUAUAUAUAUAUACCAGUCUGUUUUUCAUCUGGGUUCUCAUCAAAUUCAUUGUUGAAGAUCAAUCCAGAGCUGUUUGAUCUUUUAAGAAGCUGUUUGUCAUUAUGGAGACCAACAAGUAUGUGGAGUCUACAGAGCAAAGAAGCCCUGAAACUCCAUCACUCAUCAGAUACAUUUCAUCCAACCAAGUCUCUGGCUUUGAUAGCGCUUAUAAGCCAAGCCGCUUAAGUGUUCAAUAUCCACCAGAAAAUCUGCAAUCUAAAGAGAUUGAAACUCCUACCAUGCAAAGCCCAAGUCCUGAAAUAGAGCCUAAAGCUCAUCAAAGGACUCAUUCUGUUUCAAUAAGCAUGCCACCUUCUCCUAUUCAAGCUUAUUUGCACAACACCAAAAAGGUUCUGUUUGAUGGAGUUGCUGAUUCAAAUGGUGCAGCCAAGAGUGCCAGCUGCGAACUGCCUAAACCAGCUAAGUUUCAUUCCCAGCCUAUUCAAUUGGGGGCUUCAGCACUUCAGAGAGACAUAAACACAGCGACUAUGCCAGUUAAUCCGAGUGCUAGAACAAUUGAUAGAAGGUUUGAUUCUUUCAAAACAUGGUCUGGAAAACUCGAAAGGCAGAUCACAAACCUGCGUGGAAAGCCACAAAGAGAAAGCCAGCCAGAUGAUGUUGUCUUGAAGAGUUCUGAAAUUGAUACUUUACCAGUUGACCGAUAUUUCGAUGCAUUGGAAGGACCAGAACUAGAGACCCUUAGGGCUUCAGAGGAAAUACUACUUCCUGACGACAAGAGGUGGCCAUUUCUUCUAAGGUUUCCCAUCUCUUCAUUUGGUAUCUGCCUUGGUGUGAGUAGCCAAGCCAUUAUGUGGAAAACAUUGGCCAGUUCUUCUUCCACAAAAUUUCUCCAUAUAAGCCUAAUGAUUAACCUUGUUCUAUGGUGCGUCUCUGUGGCUCUUAACAUUACAGUAUUCUCCAUCUAUUCUCUAAAAUGUCUCCUCUACUUCGAAGCAGUUCGCCGUGAAUACUAUCACCCAAUUCGUGUCAACUUCUUCUUUGCACCAUGGAUAUCACUCUUGUUCUUAGCUCUUGGAGUUCCACCUUCAAUUACCGAGACACUGCAUCCUGCUCUUUGGUACAUUUUGAUGACUCCAUUCUUCUGUCUUGAGCUUAAGAUCUAUGGACAGUGGAUGUCAGGAGGCCAAAGAAGACUCUCCAAAGUAGCCAAUCCUUCAAACCAUCUCUCAGUUGUUGGAAACUUUGUUGGGGCUUUAUUAGGUGCCACAAUGGGAUUAGUUGAAGGUCCUAUCUUCUUCUUCGCCAUUGGAUUGGCUCACUACAUGGUUCUGUUUGUCACUCUAUACCAGAGACUUCCAACAAAUGCCACCCUCCCAAAGGAGCUCCAUCCAGUAUUCUUUCUCUUUGUUGCAGCACCUAGUGUAGCUUCCAUGGCUUGGGCAAAGCUUCAAGGCUCCUUUGAUUACGGAUCGCGAAUAGCUUACUUCAUUGCCUUGUUCCUUUACUUCUCACUGGCUGUUCGGGUAAAUUUUUUUAGAGGAUUCAAAUUUUCAUUGGCAUGGUGGGCAUAUACUUUUCCAAUGACUGGAGCUGCCAUUGCAACGAUCAGAUAUUCAAAUGAAGUCACAAACUUUGUAACUCAAACUCUGACAGUUGUUCUUUCAUUGGUUUCCACUCUCACAGUUUCGGCUCUUCUUGUUUCGACAAUUUUGCAUGCCUUUGUGCUCAGAGACCUCUUCCCUAACGACCUUGCCAUUGCCAUCAGUGACAGAAAGCCUAAACAUAAGAAGUGGUUUCCCCUAAAAAACUUGAGCUCAGAUUACUCCAAAGACAUUGAGAACUUCUUGAAGUUUACAGACUCCGAAACAAAAGACUUGGAAGCUUCUGAGAAUGUUCAGAGAUCUGAUGUUGAAGGACCUUAGAGAAGUCUUCGACUAUGUCCCAGUUCACCAUUCAAAUCAUUUGUACACGCGAGGAAUACAAUUUUCGAAAUUUAGUAGUUCCUGUGAGCAUGUCAUUUGAAGAAUGAGUGUAAACAUUUAGUGUAGUAGUUAAAAUAAUAAUGCAGAAAACAACUUCUGUGCACUAUUUUGUGAAAUAUUUUGUGCUGUAUCAACAGUAAUAUAUAUAUAUAGCGUACGUUUGGUUCUA